GCAAUCGUGAUAACCACUACACUACAGAUGCGACGAGAUUUUGUUUGCAACGUAUGGGAACUAUGCUACGAGAUAGAUGCUAUAGUCAUAUCUAUAGCCAAGUUCUGAUCAGGGAAUCACAGCGGGAACAUUUCAUGACUAUAACUUUCAAUAAUGCUAAGAACAAUUCCCUCGGGAUGAAUACAUUAAAAAGCUGUUUGGUGACUUCCGACGAAAGUCGGAAUUUCUUUAUUUUAAAUAUAGUGAAAGUCUAGAAAAUGUGCUGUUUGCACAAAAAAAGGAAGCCUUGAUCUCGAUUUGUUUUCUCAAUCAAAAAGGAAUCCUAGCGAACAUCUCCAGUAUUUGUCGAGUGAUUGUUUCAACAACUUCUUUUGCUGGACCAGUGUGUUUUUGUUUUUAGCAGCAAUCACAGAUUUGUCGAAAAUAUCUUCCAGUUAACAUUAAGGAUAAUGGCGAAGGGGAUUCUACAAUAAUGAUGAUAAAUUAAUAACAUGCAGUGCGAGUUUUCUAUGGCUGCCAUUAAGGGCAGUGAAAGUGAAGAAAAUGUAAGACCAAGUGCUGAAAGAUGCAAUGGAGGAAACCCUAAUGCUCUUAGAGAAAUCACAAUCAGCGCUACUGCCUCAACUGCAAAAGGGAAAAGUGAUUUUGUCAGCGGAGCUGAAAUCAAGUCCAAUACGUCAUAUUCUGGUAAUAGAACAGCUGUUAGGCCGCUUACAGCAAUGGGCAAGAAUAGAUCAAAUGCCGGCUACCAAAUCGGUCGACGGAAGGAGCUCUUCGAGAAGCGGAAGCUGAUCAGCGAUUUCGCCCUCGUUUUCGGCAUAUUCGGUAUCAUCGUCAUGGUUAUAGAGAGUGAACUGGCAAGCUACGGUUUCUACACCAAAUCAUCGUUCUAUUCUUCCACCUUGAAAACGCUGAUAUCAGUCUCAACCGUGGUGCUUUUGGGUUUGAUAGUGACUUACCAUGUCUUUGCAGUCCAGGUAUACAUAUUUCUCAUACAAAAUUGCGUGGAUGAUUGGCGGAUCGCCAUGACGUGGAAACGAAUAAUUCAAAUAACUUUAGAAUUGCUCGUCUGCGCCGUCCAUCCAAUUCCUUGCGAACUAAACUUUUUCUGGACGACUAAUCACAUCAUCGGCGACGUCACCGAAUCGAAACUGGUUCCCGUCGACGUCGCCCUUAGUCUGCCCAUGUUCCUUCGAUGUUACCUAAUCGGUCGAGUCAUGCUACUUCACAGUAAACUAUUCACAGACACAACCUCGAGAUCGAUCGGUGCCUUCAAUCAGAUUAUUUUUGACAAACGAUUUGUACUGAAGACGUUGAUGACCAUCCGCCCGGGAACCGUCCUCCUCGUUGUAAUGGGUUCACUGUGGAUUAUCAUCAGCUGGACUAUGCGGCAGUGCGAAAGAUACCAUAAUGAGGAGCACGACAAUUUACUCAACACCAUGUGGAUGAUUGUUAUUACAUUCCUAACCAUCGGAUAUGGUGACAUGUUUCCCAGGACGUACUGCGGUAGAGGUAUCGCCGUCGCGACUGGUUUCUUGGGGGCUGGCUGCACAGCGCUGCUCGUCGCCGUCUUGACGAAUAAGCUGGAGCUGACCCAGGCCGAAAAGCACGUCCACAAUUUAAUGAGAGACACCCAGCUCAACAAAGAGUUGAAAAACGCGGCUGCAAACGUUUUGCGAGAGACGUGGCUCAUUUACAAGUACAAGAAAUUAGUUGAUUGCGUCAACCCGGCUCGAGUACGGACUCACCAGCGCAAGUUCUUGCUGGCCAUCUACUCCUUACGAAAGACUAAAUUAGACCGGCGCCAACUGAUGGACAACACUGCCGUAGAUAAGGUAAAGGUAACUCAGAACAACAUUAGUACAGAAAUCAUCUUAGAGAUGAAUGCUCGUCAAAAAGUAAUGCUUGAGCGUUUGGGUAUGCUGGAAAAGAAACUGAGUGUACUUCAAGAGACUGUCGAAGCUCUACCGGAAACAGCCUUUCGUCAUCAAACGAAUUUUUUCAAUAAUUAAAACAGCGGAGCGCUUAGGGUUUAAUAAGACCUUUCAACUAAGUUCCCAGUCAUAAUUCAUUCCGAUUUUAUAAUGGUAAUUAAUUGGUGGCGUAUUUGAGGGAAAUCGGUGUUCUCUUCUGUCUACUACGACUUGGUGAUCAAUGAAUCGAUGCGAUGUUAAACAUUUGCUUAAAUAUAAGGAGAAAUUAUACAAGAAGAAAA
Messenger RNA from Daphnia pulicaria, 2215 nucleotides. Its product is annotated as small conductance calcium-activated potassium channel protein-like. Bases 492 to 2012 code for a protein of 506 amino acids. Gene Ontology annotation, cellular component: neuronal cell body; neuron projection; plasma membrane. The record is from RefSeq and is a predicted model, not a curated record. The transcript has 8 exons. Gene Ontology annotation, biological process: potassium ion transmembrane transport. Gene Ontology annotation, molecular function: small conductance calcium-activated potassium channel activity; calmodulin binding. Lineage: Eukaryota; Metazoa; Arthropoda; Branchiopoda; Diplostraca; Daphniidae.